GAUACAAUUUUCAAAAAUUUGGCAAAUUAAACACCAACGCCAAAAUGCUUUGUGAUGAUGAUUUUAUAUGCUUAUGGUCACUACAAACCCAUCCAACAAUCACUACAAGUGAUGCUUCUCCAUCAUCAGAAUCAGUUAGUUUAUCAACAGCUAAAAAUGUAUGGUCAAAUGAAAAAUCACAGAAACCCGAUCCGAUGCAAUUGCUAUUUCGAAGUCAUAGUCAUGGAAAUACCGAUUCAGGCAUUACCUCUCCUAACAGUCAACACAACAUUGAAGAGGAGCUAAAUUUGAUGGAUGUGUCUAAUGAUGAAUUACGGUUACGCAUAAAUGGCAUGUUACGCAAAUCGACGCUUGAUGAUGAAGACAAACAAUGUUUACAACAUUUAUCAACAAUGAUACAACAAAUGGACAUAUUCUCACAACGUAGCGGACCAGACUCUCUAAACACAACCUCUUCUAGUGAUGAACCUAGCAGUCUUGAAUUGGUUAAAUCGCGUAUUUCAGACUACAGUUCGGCUUCUUCUUCUUCCAGUAGUCGUUCAGCAAAUGAUAAUCACUCAAAUAAUGUAAAAUCAUUGAAAUCCAUCGUACAGACAACAAAUUCUCGUAUAGUUGCAACCGUUUCACCGUAUAACAGUUCACCUCAGCAUCAAGUACCCACAAAUACACCAACAGAUUCUCCGCGCAAGCAACGACAAGCCUGGCAAAGUAACAGUUUAAGUGAGAGUGGUGUUUUUGUGGAAUCAGAUUUUCUAAGUGAUACUAGUGAGAAUAACGCUUAUACCCAAACUGACUUUGAGGAGGAGACUAUUUCAACAGCGUCUCGUUUAUUCAAUGCAGAAUUACAAAAACUUUGUUCUGAUGCGAAAUUUAUCCAUAAAGUACCUGCAGCACAACUUAGUCCAAACUUAAGCGAACAGAAACGUUUGCAAUAUUAUAAGGAACGCUUAGAGUUGUUGGAGAGUAAAGUUCUUAUAUACGAAAGUUCUGGUGAUAUACAAGCUAAGCGUUUAGCUGAUCGGCUACAGCGGGAAAUUCAAUUAGAAAAGCAAUUGAGAGAGUUACAAGAUCGUGUCGAGUUUCUAGAAAGCGAAAAUUCCACACUUGAAGAAGAAAAGUGCGAGUUUGAAGAAGCCGAAAAUGAUACACGUUUACGUUUGCAAAGGCUUGAGGUUGAACUGGAAAUAUUAAGACAACGCAACGUUGAGCUUGAAAUGUCCAGAGAGGCACUAAGUGCCAAAUAUAAAGACUGCCGAUCAGAGUGCCUUAUAUUACGUGACGAUUUAUCAGUGAGCGAAACUCAAAUACGACACCUCGAAGAGGACAAACAAAAAGCCAAAGAGAACUUAGAAUUCUUACACAAUACAGUUUGGAUAAUACUUUUAUAUAACGCAUUAGUUGUUGCACCCAUACGAAAGCAAAAAAGUGCAACAAAAUUAACAGAAAACUUGACAAUGGGUAAUACCGAAUCACAUCCAUGCUUUUGUGCGAAUAAUGCACUCAGUGGCAAGUGUUCAAGUGGUAGUAGUCGGGGCGGGAUUAUAGAUGAAGAGAUUAGCAAAGUUGAAGUGCAAUGUCUACGAGAUCAGAUUACGUGCUUACAACAUCAAUUGAAGGAAAUGGAUGCACGUCAUUAUGAGGCUAUGGAAAUUGCAGAUGCCCAUUGGCAUGAUCUCGAAGCAAACUAUAAGGAGCGAGAACAAACGCUUAUGGCUAAAGAAAUGUGUCUUAAACAAAAAAUUAAUAGACUACAAGAUGUUUUACGUGACGAUGCACGCGCUGCGGAUGAAAAAAUACUCUGUAUGGAAGAAUCCGAAAAGGAAUUAAAGAGUUGCAUAAUGAGGUUAACUAAAGAAUACAGGGAUUUGAAUGAUGAAUACAAGUGUUUAUGUUGUGAAAUUGAGCAAUUCAAAGAAAAACAAGAAACGCUCGAAGAUAAACAGAAACCUUUACUGGAUGCACUUGAGCAAGAAAAGAAAGCAAAUAAAACUUUAAGAGACGAAGUCAAUUUUAUGUGUAAACUUCAACAGGAAACCGAAAAAAGUAAUUUGACAGAAAUAGAGUGUCUACGUGGAAAGUUGUAUGACUUGAAAAAGGAAACUUUGCAUAUAGAAGUAACAAACAGUGAACUACGUGAGGAGGUGGAAACACUGGAAGCACAAAUUAAAGCUAUGGUUAUUAGGGAAAAAGAAAAUGAUGAUAAAAUACGCGUACUGACAGAUGAAUUACGCAAUAAGGAGGAGCUUUGUCAAAAAUAUGAAAAGCAAUUUGAUAAUCCUUGUGAUGGUUCUAGUUUGGCUGACGAAUUAGGAGCUGGACCUUCUAAACGACAUCGCCGUGAGGAGGUGCAUGAUUUGAAAACAGCAACCGAAGGUCUAGUGAAAGUUCUCAACACUUUGCAUGGUUGUAAUUUACCAACUGAAAGAUACUUUAGAUGUGUAGCAUUAGAAGUACAGAAAUUAGCAGAAAAAGUUUUGUCUACUCAAAAAGGUACUGGUGACGAUAAGGGUAAAGAUAAAGAUAACGAUAAGGAUACAGAUAAAGACACAGAUAAAGAUAAAGACACAGAGAAAGAUGAAGGGAAGAAUAUAGAUGGUGCAGCUGUAUUGGUUGUUAUAGAAGAUGUUGAAGACGUUGAAGAUUUAGUAAAAAAUCCUACAACUAGUAAUCCCCCAAUAGAUACUGUAGAAAAUAUUGUAACUGAACAAGAACCACAAAAUGAACCUGACCGUGAUACUGGAGGUCAAGAAAAUAAUACUACAAUUGUUGGAAUAUCAUUAGUUCCGCCUUUUUCAUUACCAAGAAAAUCACAAAAUGAACCUGAAAGUGAUAACGAAGGUGAAGAAAAAAAUACUACAAUUGUUGGAAUGGCAUUAGUUCCGUCGUUCUCAUUACCAGAAGAAGAAUUACCAUCUUGCUCAGAAUUGGAAAAGAAACAAAUAUGUGAAGUUCCUUCAAUGUUGCGGAAAAUUACUUUGGAAUCAAGUAAAUACUCAGAUGUGAUGGUUACCAACCUACGUAAGAUACGCAAACGUCGCAGAUAUAAGUCUAGUCUGAUAUCGAUACAUUCACGUCUUCGUCGCUACAUAUCUUUAAAUUCUCAUAAAUCAAGAAAAUUCUUUGAUCUACCAGACGGUGAUGAUGAGGAAGUACAACGUACGGUUUCAUAUGAAAGUUUUAAAUCUUUUGAAGAAGAUGUGAUUGAGUGUUCAUCAAAAACGGAUGCCUUCACCUCCACAGAAAUUGAACAAGAAAAUAAAAGAACGCAAACAUUUACAGAGAAAUCGGAAAGUUAUGUACAAGUUACUGAUGAUUACAAUGCAGAGAAAUUAAUGCAAGUCAUACCUUCCGAUAUGCGUAGUUUUGUUUAUAUGCUGAAGUCGACUGCUCAAUUAUCAAAUAAUGAGUCAGAUGAAUGCAAUAUGAAAAUUGUACAAGAGUGGGAACUUAACAAAGAAUUUCGUGAUGGUAUUGUACUGCUUAGAACUUACACUAUCGCUCAAACAGAGAACAACAAAAAACCAUUCGAAAAUUAUGAAGAUUAUGUUCAUGCUUUGUCAACUAUUCAAAUUCUCAAAGAAAUUUUCAAACCAGCCACAGUGCCGAUACUUGAGCGUUUCGAGACAGGAAUUAAUGAACAACUCAUGUUAUACCACACUAAUCAAAUGGAAUCCAGGUUCUAUUGUACUAUUUAUGUACCUGUCAAGCGUCAAAUGUCAUUCAAAGUAGUUAAUAACGCAAAGAAACUAUAAGAACUCAAAAUCUCAAGAACUGUAAGGGCUGUAAGCUGCUGUCCUUUGUGUCGCUUUCGCGAUAUAUAUGAAAAUUAUAUAAAACCAAUCAGAUAUAUAUCUAAACCAAGAAUUCAUAUACAUAUCUCUAAAAAUACAACUUUUGGUAAAAAAUAUAUACUAUAACUGUGAUAAAAAUAAAUUUUUAUGAUUUCAA
Teleopsis dalmanni is the source of this 3948-nucleotide messenger RNA. Its product is annotated as myosin-2 heavy chain-like. The transcript has 6 exons. Bases 45 to 3752 code for a protein of 1235 amino acids. NCBI's taxonomy places the organism in Eukaryota, Metazoa, Arthropoda, Insecta, Diptera, Diopsidae. The record is from RefSeq and is a predicted model, not a curated record.